Cylicocyclus nassatus is the source of this 1441-nucleotide messenger RNA. NCBI's taxonomy places the organism in Eukaryota, Metazoa, Nematoda, Chromadorea, Rhabditida, Strongylidae. The record is from the annotation of a GenBank genome assembly.
AUGGUGGUUCGUAUUUUCGGUAAUUUUCUUCAAUUUCUAGCUAUAGAAAAUAAUUCAACUAUAUACAAAGCUGUCCAGUUGAAGAAUAUAUGCUCUACUUCUGCACAUACGAGCCACAUACAUACACUCUCUCAAACAAAUUUUUGUAUGUCCGUAACGGCCAAAAAUUUCUAUCGGCGUCCAUUACCACCGAGCUGUGUGGAUUUUGCGUCUGAAGAGGGUAAACGUUUAUUUAGGGAGAGUCUGCUUGAUGGGAAUGCCAAUAUCUACUUCAGACUAGCCUCUCAGUUUCGAACGCAAGAUGAACCGGCGUAUUGUGGGCUUAGCACUUUGGUUAUGGUCUUGAAUGCGCUCGAAGUUGAUCCGGGCAGAGUCUGGAAAGCACCGUGGCGAUUUUAUCACGAAUCUAUGCUUGACUGUUGCGUUCCUUUAGAAAAUUUUUCGUGUUUGGCCACCUGUAAUCGUUUAAAUACCCUCGUACGAUAUGGUGAAGAAGGCAAAGGAUUUCUUACAAAGCUACGCGAAAAUGUCAUAGCUUCUGUGCAAAGCGACACGGAAGUGAUUGUGGCUAGUUACGACAGAUCUCAGCUGGAACAAACCGGCACUGGUUUGGAUUUUCUGUGUGAAUGCCACUUCUCACCCAUAGCCGCUUUCCACGCAGGCACAGACCAGGUGCUGAUUAUGGAUGUCGCAAGAUUCAAAUAUCCACCUCACUGGGUAACACUUAGUAGGCUGCAACAAGCCAUGUGCAGCCUGGAUCCGUCGACGCGGCGACCAAGAGGGUAUCUCAGACUUAGCCUUCGUCUGGGCUCAAGACCCUUGCUGGCCUUCGCUCUUAAGACAAAUAUAGGAUGCAUCGAUGCUGAUCUGGGAACCGCUGUGCUUUCGUGGAAGAAGUUUUUACUUUGCGAUGUGCGAGCUGAUGAAAAUGAAGAGUUGCAGUUAUGCUGCCUCAAAUUUGCCCAAUAUUUCUCCCCACAUGCGAUGUGCUGUAAUGAAAAGGAAGUCGGAGUAGAUAAGGCGCACAACUAUCAAGAUUCGGCUGAAUCUUUAUCAGAGGCAUGGCGAACAGUAUGUUCAGAAGUCCGCCAAACGACCAUUGCCAAGAUUUUCGCAAACAGUGCUGUCGCCGCGUUGAUGCUUGCUUGGCCUUUCGAGCCAGGCCAUUCGGAACGUAGCGACCGACUUGCCGAAUUAACGACGCGAGAAGUUCAAACUUUUUCAGCAGAUACUAGAAAUGAAAUUGCGCUUCUAAAAACUCAACUAGUGGUGCUCAUGGAAUGCUCACGUGCGCCGCCGUUCAUAACUGAUAUACCCAAAACUGAAUCACCUCAGAGCCCACCACAGAAACAUUGUAGCUGUAUAAAAGAAGUGAAGUUGUAAUCCGAUAGAUACCUCACAUACGUGUACUUGCAUGUGUAUCAAUGAAUCGUACUCUUUU